CCGCGCCUGCGCGUCCGGUGGCAGGGCGGCUCCGCGGACCUGGGAGAGGUGUGUCUCCGGGUGUGUCUCCUUGGCCUCCUACAGGGUGGGGCUCCCUGAUGCUUCCUCAGGAGCAGCCUCCUGCAGGAAGACCAGCGGCCUCGCGGGGCCUUUACCUCGCUGCCUAAAUUCCGAGGAAAAGGAGAUGGGAGACGAAAAGCCGGUUGGUUUGGGAAGCGGCUGUUUUUGUGAAGGGUAGUGAGAGUCCAGCACUUCAGGCAGCUCUCUGGAUACCACGGAAGGCAGAUUUCCAGCAUCGAGUGGAACGUACGACCGUGGAGUACACCUUGAGCGCUUGUGUGCACUUAUCCUUCGGCGGUAAACGGCCCGUUUGUGCAGUUCCAGGGUUCGAUGGGAUAGUGCGGUGCCAGGCACUUUUCAGGUGGCCCUGCAAAGUAAACGCACAUUUUUGGGCAACAAUUCAAACAUAUUCAAAACCUUUUCAAUUCUCACUUAAACCAAGGAUUAUGGAAAACAACACUUAUUAUUCAUGAAAAUGAAAAAGCCCCCUCUACUUCUUCGAAGACCCUUACCUCCAAAAUUCACUAAGCCGACUUUACAUAAAAACAAAACCCGUACAGCCAAAGCUGGUAAAACUGAGUCACUGCGUGUAGCAUUCACUGAAGAUGAAACCACUUCCAUUAAAACAGAUAAAAACCGUUCUCCUGAUGUUUUAAGAAAUCAAUCAGUAACACCUAUCAGCAUUCAAAAUAUCUUUCUUGAUCAUUCUGUACAAGAAAGAGUAACUACAGUUUUAUCACCCCAAAAAUCUACUAAGCAUAUGUGCUGGAAGAUUCCAGAUACUGCUACUGGCUCCAUAUUUUUUCCAAGUUGUCCUUCAGCUUCUACUCAAGUUUUUGGGAAAAAAACAAACAAAAUGGAAAGUUCAAGAAAGUUGAAAUCUAUGAAAGAUGUUUAUACUGAAAAAAGACUAGAAAACAUUUUAGUUCUUUCUUCAGAGUUCUCCAAACGUAAAAGUAUUCCUGGCCCAGUUUUCACUGACAGACUUGAGGAAGUGCACCCUAAGUAUCAACCUUUACCAAAGAGUCCAGGCUAUACUUAUCAGCACACCUCGAGAGAUUUAAGAGCAACAGUGCCAAGCCCUCCCCCUCGGACUGUAUCUACAAAGCCAGAAGGACAACCUGAACAGUUUAAACAGACUGCUACAUUGGCAGUAAGAGUUACUGAAUUUCCAGGUUUUAUUGCCUUGCCCACACCAACUUUGCCAAGAAAACCUCAAAGACAGUCUAUGAUAGAAACUCUUGCAACAGAAAAUGAAAAUGUAGAAAGUACCCCAAAGCGAAUCCCACCAAGACCACCUGAAGGUCCCACCAAAACUGAAAAAAUAGAAUCAGAGGUACAUGUACGUGGUGAAGGUUUUAAGACUGUUGCAGCAACACGGUAUGAAACAAUAACAGCCAUGACCAACCUGGCCAUAGUAAACUGUCAAGUACAUGGAAGAAAUGCACUUAAUCUUAAGGGCUUUUUUAUCCUAAAUUGUCCAGACUUAACACCUUUGGCUUCCCAGUUGAUAUAUCUUAAUUUAUCAUUUAAUGAUCUUCGUUAUUUUCCCACAGAAAUAUUGUGUCUUAAAAAUUUACAAAUACUGAAAUUGAGAAAUAAUCCUAUCAAAGAAAUUCCUUCUGAAAUUCAACAACUUAAGUUCCUUAGAAUCUUCACCAUUGCCUUUAAUUUCAUUACUGUUCUUCCACCUGGGUUAUUUUCCUUGUCUUUUCUUGAAGAACUUGAUGUUUCCUACAAUGAACUUACUUUUAUUCCAAAUGAAAUCCAGAAACUCAGAUCACUUGAAAAACUGACUGUUGAUGGGAAUGAACUGAGUUUUUUCCCACGAGGGAUUUUGGAGCUUAACCUGACAAAACUUCAGUUUGAGAAUAAUUUCACUCAUCCUUGUUUUUGGAGAGAUAAUUCUUUGAAUAAUCCACAACAACUUACUCAUAUGGUUUCUUUGUUCAUUGUCAAAAAUAAACUACAUACAUUUUAUGAUACGAUCCCAGUAGAAGUUCAGAAGUUACUAAAAUGCACCUCCAAGUGUGAAUGGUGUCAUGGUCCCAAGUUUGGUGAAGGUUUUCGUGUCAUUCGAUCCUGUGAUAUUUUUGGAGCAACACAGCUUCCUGUUAUGUUUUAUGUCUGUUCUUCUUCCUGCUAUAGAAGAAUAAAGGAAAGUAGUUUCGUUUUAGACGAUAGUCCUGGUAGAAGAAUAGCACUAGAUGUGGAAUUGUCAGCAGAAUUGUAGUACAAUGAUUUAUCAUAUAUAUACAUAUAUAUAUUUACACAUAUAUAUGAACUUUACUGCCUUUUACUACAUAUAUAUCUACAUAUCAUAAUUCAUCUCUUUGAAAGUACAGGUUCUGUUUGGAAGACCUAAGUGUCUUCUCAUAUGAAUUCUCUUUGUAAUUCUAGAUGCUUAUGAAAGUUUGUGAUUGUUAGGGAAUUGUUGCAGAAUAAUACUCAAGGAGGAUUAGUAAAGCCUUUAGAUUUGAAUAAAGAUCUGGAAAAUUUCAGAACCUGUUUACUAUAAAAGGAAAAAGGUUAAAAUCCUUUGCAAAAUGGAUUCUAUCUUACAACUGGUCUUUUCCUGCAUCCAUACGAGGUGAUGAGAUAGCAUUGCAGUCACCAGUGGGGUUUGUGCUGCAUACAGCUUCAAGGUCAUACAUCCACGUUCUCAGUGCCUGUGCAUUUCGGUGGGAAUCUGUCCAGUGCCUACCAUCCCAAUUGGAGGUUGUUUUGGGGAAUAAAAGAUUAAGUCUAUCCCCAUUUAUUUGUUUGAAUUAAUUUCCCAAGUUUUUAGAGAACUGGUACAGUCUUUGUCACCUUGAACUUCAUUUCCUAAAGCAGAGAAACUGGACCUUAGCCUGAUUCCAUAGGCCAGCACCAGCGUCUACCAAGGCCUACAGUGAGAGCCUGACAGGAAAAUAAAGUACAGCUUACAAAAUAACAUUGCAAAGCAGCAUAUGCAUACGGCAAAACUUGCUUUAAGAAUUAACAUUUGGUAAGAGAAAGAUAAAAGGUCAUUUUGAUAUACAAACCACUUUAGAACGGCAUAGAAUUGUUUAAUGUAACUUUUACGUGCAGUUCACUCAAAUCUCAAAUAUCAUUGUGAGUUAAAUUUAGUGAUAUGAAAUGAUUUAAAAUUACACAGCUAUCUUUAGAGAAUGUCAGAAAAUAUACAUUAUGUCAUGUCUGUGUGUAUCAUUUAGUGAUAUCAUUUAAAUAAAGAAUCAGGCAAAGUAAUUUUUCUGACUAUUGAUUUCAAUAGAUUGUGAUGCUUACACACUCUUCCUUGAGACUCUGUUUCAUUUUUAAGCAGAACCAGGUAAACUUUGCUGAGCUUGAGAAUAUACACUGUAUUCUCCAGCACAUGAUUAAAAUUAUUUAUAAUGAAAGAAGUAACUACCAUAUUACACAUGUAAUACAGAAAGGUAUAUUGAUAGAAUGGUAAGUCAAUUCAUUAAAAUGUAAUAUAUUCAUAAUUAGAAAACAAGAUGAAAAAAUAAUAUUAACUCCCCGUGGCAUAUAGCUUAUUAAUACUCACACUUGUUCCUGAAAUAUUUCUUGGGGAAAGAAGUAUGUUUAUUUAUUUAUUCAAAACAUGUUGGGUUUGGGUUUAACUGAGUAGUUUACAUUGACACAGGAAAUAAAAAAGAAUAGCUUUCAAGGGAAAUGACAAAGUCUGAGAGACAUUUCAAAACAAAUAAACCUAGAUACUUGGACAAAUAGGAAAUAUACUUAGAACCCAAUCUCUUCAUGCAUAGUAUAAGCAUUGAGUCUGAGUGAUCUCUUAUAGAGCUUCCAAAAAAAAGUAACUUACAGUAUUUUUGAAUGGAAGUAAGACAUAUUUAUUAUAGAAAUAUUAGAAAAUACAACUAAACCUAAGAAGAAAUCAAAAUCCUCCUUGUAACGCCGCUGUAACUCAGUAAUCCGCUGCUUGCAGAGUCUGAAUAACAAGAGCGAGGUUUGCGGAAAGUCACUUUAUUCAAGAGCUACCUGAGGGGAAGUAGUACAGACUCCUGCCUUUAGAUACCACUUCAGCCUUCAGGGCAGGAGACAAGGGCUUUUUAGGGGGUGUUAGGGGAGGAGGUGCAGGGUCUGUGUGACUUGGUUCAGAGGUCUUACCUAUCAG
This is a messenger RNA of Callithrix jacchus (white-tufted-ear marmoset), 4180 nucleotides long. It is a transcript of the gene LRRC63, whose product is annotated as leucine rich repeat containing 63. Gene Ontology annotation, cellular component: cytoplasm. Gene Ontology annotation, molecular function: protein binding. The record is from RefSeq and is a predicted model, not a curated record. NCBI's taxonomy places the organism in Eukaryota, Metazoa, Chordata, Mammalia, Primates, Cebidae.